CAACUUUCUCUCUAUCAAAGACUAGAGGCAACUCGAAUCAAUAGCUAGACUGCAUCAUACCAUGAAAACCUGGAAUCCACGCCAGAUUAACGCCUGUUGGCGACGAUUGCCUGCACGGGCGCAAAGACCACCACGCCGACCUUUGGCGACGUCAACCAUUUCACAACGCUCAUCAGGACAAUCUUCGAUUUUCCCUAUUCUGGCCACGGCUGUGGCAACCGCAGCAGUGACACUUGCCGCAUCCAAAACAUGGGUUGGUGUAGGUGUGGAUUCUCAACCUGUUUCAAAGUAUGCGGACAUUCCGACCAUGCUUCAGGCUGUUGAAGAAAUCAAACGAAUUAUCGGGGAAGACAAUGUGAGCGUUGAUGAGGACGACAUUGAAACACACGGAUACUCGGAAUGGUCAACGUCCAACACCACUAAUCGACCUGUUGCUGUUGUCCAUCCAGGAAGCACAGAGGACAUAUCCGAGAUUGCAAAGAUCUGUUCAAAGCAUCGCAUCCCAAUGGUUCCAUUUGGCGCUGGAUCGAGUGUGGAGGGUAACUUUUCUGCUCCGCACUCGGGCAUAUGUAUUGAUCUGUCGCGGAUGGAUCGACUGAUUGCCCUGUACGAGGACGACAUGAACGUGACAGUCCAAGCCGGUGCUCGCUGGGUUGAUGUGAACGAGCAGAUAAAAUCGACAGGACUCUUUCUGCCGAUGGAUCCCAGUCCUACGGCGUACGUGGGCGGGAUGGUUGCCACCAACUGCAGUGGCACCAAUGCGAUGCGAUACGGAACGAUGAAGGACUGGGUGGUUAAUCUCACUGUUGUGCUGCCGGAUGGCUCAGUGGUCAAGACAAAAAGACGACCGCGCAAGUCGUCAGCUGGGUAUAAUUUGAACGCACUCUUCACCGGGUCCGAAGGCACGCUGGGGAUAAUCACGGAAGCGACUCUGAAGCUUGCGAUUGUCCCCAGCGAAACUAGUGUGGGGACGGCAACUUUUGCCACCGUGGGGGAUGCAACGGAUGCAGCAUCGAGAUUGAUCCGUGACGGCGUCCCGCUGGCUGCUCUGGAAUUCAUGGACGAAGUGCAGAUGAAGAUCAUUAACCAGAAUGGAGGAGCUGGAGGCAGACGCUGGACGGAGAUGCCGACUCUAUUUCUCAAAUUCUCCGGAACUCGAGCAGGAAUCGACGAAAGCAUCCAACGAACCCGGCAUAUUCUUCGCAGCAACAAAAGCGAUGAACUGCAUUUUGCAUCUUCUCCGGAGGAAGGGAAUAACCUAUGGGCGGCGAGAAAAGAGGCUCUUUGGGCAAUGGUUUCCGUACGGCCAGAAGGCACUGAGAUCUGGUCGACUGACGUGGCUGUGCCGAUUUCACGAUUGGCCGAGAUUGUUGAACUAUCCAAACAGGAAUCUAGUCAGUUAGGUCUUUUUUCUACCGUCCUAGGCCAUGUUGGAGAUGGCAACUUCCACCAGGCUGUCAUGUACAAUCCCAACGACCCUGAGCAAUAUAAAGCCGUCAAAGCAUGUGUCUCCAGAAUGAUGAAGAGAGCACUCGAGAUGGAAGGGACUGUUUCUGGCGAACACGGCAUUGGAAUUGGGAAGAAGGAUUAUCUCGAAGAGGAACUAGGAACUCCAACCAUAGAUUUGAUGAGAACAUUGAAACGGAGCGUUGAUCCUCACUGGCUUAUGAAUCCUGGAAAAGUUUUCGAUGAACAUUCAAAAUAUCAAAGAGGAAAAAAUUGAUGCUUGGUACAGAUAUUUGCUCACAUUAGAUAGAACAGUAAAUAGCAGGGCAAAAUCAGUAGAACUCAUUAACCAGGAGUAAAAUAAUCCGGGCAAUUUCUCCAGACUUCACCUGCUCCUUCCCCGAUACUGUACACUUGACGCGCCAACGUUUGCAGGACUGAUCAGUAUUGAUGGUUUGAAUUUCAU
Aspergillus wentii DTO 134E9 is the source of this 1912-nucleotide messenger RNA. Its product is annotated as FAD-binding oxidoreductase. Bases 62 to 1723 code for a protein of 553 amino acids. Gene Ontology annotation, molecular function: D-lactate dehydrogenase (cytochrome) activity; D-lactate dehydrogenase (NAD+) activity; FAD binding. The record is from RefSeq and is a predicted model, not a curated record. The transcript is spliced from 7 exons. Lineage: Eukaryota; Fungi; Ascomycota; Eurotiomycetes; Eurotiales; Aspergillaceae. Gene Ontology annotation, biological process: lactate catabolic process. Gene Ontology annotation, cellular component: mitochondrion.